Molecule: messenger RNA, 654 nt
Organism: Sorex araneus (European shrew)
Lineage: Eukaryota; Metazoa; Chordata; Mammalia; Eulipotyphla; Soricidae
Product: PRKC apoptosis WT1 regulator protein
Biological process (GO): apoptotic process; positive regulation of apoptotic process
Cellular component (GO): cytoplasm
Source: RefSeq, a predicted model, not a curated record
AUGGCCAUCAGGCCCAAAUGGUCCCAUGAAGGAAUAAGCCAUGAACAAGGUCAGAAGGGCAAGAGCUGGGACCCCAGCGUCAGGAAGGGCAAGGCGCUGAUGGAGAAGAGUAAGCUUUCCACGGGAGUGGUCAACAUUCCCGCGGCGGAGUGCUUAGAUGAAUAUGAAGAUGAUGAAAUGGGGCAGAAUGAGAGAAAACGAGAAGAUGCAAUUACACAACCGAACACGGUGCAGAAUGAAGCUGUGAGUUUACUAGACCCAGGCAGUUCCUAUCUUCUCCAGGAGCCAUCUGGAACUGUUUCAGGCAGAUAUAAAAGUGCAACCACUGGUCCUGAAGGAGAGAUCGAGCACAGACAUCCCAGAACAGAAAGAAGUGGGUUCCGCAGAUACAACUGAGAUGCAAAUUUUUCAAGUAAUUUGAUCUCAAGCAGCUCAUUGGAAAAGAAAAUUGAAGAUCUUGAAAGGGAAGUAGUAAGAGAAAGGCAAGAAAAUUUAAGACUUGUAAGACUAAUGCAAGAUAAAGAGGAAAUGAUUGGAAAACUCAAGGAAGAAAUUGAUUUGUUAAAUAAAGAUCUAGAUGACACAGAAAAUGAAAAUGAAAAACUAAAGCAAGAGAAUAAAACCUUGAAAGUUGUUGAGCAGCUAACAAGGUAG